Molecule: messenger RNA, 2723 nt
Organism: Arvicanthis niloticus (Nile rat)
Lineage: Eukaryota; Metazoa; Chordata; Mammalia; Rodentia; Muridae
Gene: Fam174b
Product: family with sequence similarity 174 member B
Source: RefSeq, a predicted model, not a curated record
GGCGCAGCGGGGACCCAGCCGAGGUCUGCCCCGCCCACGCGGGGCCGAAGCCCGUCGAAUGACUCUGUGCAACGUGUUGGUGGCUGCGGCGGAGGCGCGGGUUCUUCCGGGCUCUGCAGCUUCCUGCGGAGCAUCGCGCAGCCUCCUCGGCCGCGGGAGACCCCGGCGCAGGCCUCCGGGGUGCGAGCCACUCGGACGCAGACCUCCGCACCGUGCGUGCGCACAGCGCACCAUGAGCGCCGGGCCACCGCCGCCACCGCUGCUGCCGCUGCUGCUGCUCGCGCUCCUGGCCGCGCCCGCCGUCCUUGCUCGCAGAGCCGAGUCCGCCUGGGCCUCACAGUCCGAAGCAGACCACCAGCCUCCGCCCAGCCCGGGGAAUGCUACCCAGCUGGGAUCUGGCAUGGCGGGCGGGGGAGGUUCCAACAGCAGCGUCGACGCGGUGGUGACCCGCAUCUCCAGCCUGCUUCGCGACCUGCCCACCCUGAAGGCGACAGUGAUCGUGGCGUGCGCCUUCAGCGCUCUGCUCAUCGCCUGCCUGCUGCUGCGCGUCUUCAGGUUGGGAAAGAGGUUGAAGAAGACCCGCAAGUAUGACAUCAUCACCACCCCUGCUGAACGUGUGGAAAUGGCCCCACUGAAUGAGGAGGACGAUGAGGACGAGGACUCUACAGUAUUUGACAUCAAAUAUAGGUAAAACUUCCCUGGCUUGUCAGCAUCCUGUGAGGAAGCUGGUCAGCUGCAGCCUGGGCUGUCAAGGUCUGGGCACCAUCUCUCGCCUGAGGUGUUGAAACCCAAACCAAUGUUAUUUAUGAAACUCUGGCUUCACCCUACAUGUCCAGCAUCUGCCUGGAAUGUCACCGUCAAGCUUGUUUUCAGCUGCCAGAUGAGAGUCACCUUGGCCACCCUCAGAUGCCCCUUUGAAAUGUUCUUUCCACCGUUGUCUUGAGGGGUUUUCUGCCUUCCUGAGAAAUGAAGAUGGGAACAUUGAGCUCAGAGAUUUUUUCUAGAACAACUAUAGAUAAUAGUAAAGCUACAAUUGGGAGGAUCAAGAGUUUUAAAAAGCUGAGCUGGGGAGAUAGCUUAGCUCAGAACCUGGUCACCUUACAAGCGGGGGAGUUUGGUCCCUAGUGCUCACAUUAAAGCAAAACUAGUAUGGUGGUCCCCACCUGGAAUCUCAGCACUGGGACGCAGGUGGAUCCCUGGGGUCGACUUCUCAGUCAGCGUAGCCUAAUGAACAAGUUCCAUUGAAGACACCUGGCUACAGAAAAGUUGGUUGGCUCCAAAGGAAUAAUGGCAAAGGUUCAUUUCUGGCCUCUACAUACAUGUAUGUUUGCCAACACACACACACACACACACACACACACACACACACACACACACACACACACACCUCAGAAGCCUGAAGGACCUUCAGAUGUACCUGGGAGAACCCUGACAUUGUUGUUCUCUCAAAUUGUUUCAACUUCUUCAGGUAUGGCUUUAUUUAGGGGAGAGUUGUAUGAUAUUUCAGGAUGGAUGUAUAAGUUCCCUACCCUACCUAAGAGGUUCCUCACAAUAGGUCAUAGAAGAAUUUCACAUUAUCAGGGAUAAGAUCACAUGGGUGAGUGCAUGGAUGGGUAUGUACACCUAUCAAAUAGUUUCUCCUCUCGUGGGAAUGGAAAGUGCCAGGCAGCUCUCAGUAAGUUUUUUGUGUGCUGUACAAACAUUUCUCUGCCCUGCCUCAGUGCUAUGGUGUCUGUCUUUAAAUGUAAUGCUAAGAAAUCACUGUGGCAAUUUAAAUGAAUGUUAAUGUGUUUGGCUGAAAGAAGAAAAAGGAGGAGGAGGAGGAAGAAGAGGAAGAAAGAAAAGAAAGAGAAGAUACUUUUAAGGACUCUGUUGGAAGUUAGUCCAGGCUAGGUUGGACUGAACUGGACUGGAACUCUCCAGGGCCCACUGCUGUUCAUGAGGAGCUCAGGUGGGCACCUACACUGGGAGCUAGAUACCCAGGGAUGUCCUGAGGAAACAGGCCCUGGAUUCGGGUUAAUGGAGGCCUCCCAUGUGACCUUCUCCCAUAUUACUGUAGCUGGAAAGCUUCUGUGCAAAUCUAACAGCAGUGCCUUUGGGACCCUGGGAGUGCAUCACAUCUGGGAAGGUGGCCCUUGUUAUUUCCUUUUCAUCUUUGUCUUAGGGUUUGUGUAUUUGCCUGUCUAUUGCCCUGCUCCAUUGUUUUGGAUGAAAACUUGUACCUUGGCCAGCUCCACCCUGUGGUCAGCCUCUCCAGGUCCUGGUGGUCCAUCCUGGUUCUGGAGCCUGGCUGGGCACUGGUUCCUUCAGCCCUAAGCCAGCAUGAGGUGUGCUGAGCUCCUGGGAUCCCUUUAUUUCACCUUUUCAGUUGGCUUCUCUUGUCUGUCAUUAGCCAGAGGGGUGGGUCUGGAAACAGAGCUGGUGGCUGUCUCCUCUCACCACAUCCUCAAGCACAGUGGUAACUCUAGGAAGCUGGCCACCUCGCUGUACACUCUCUCAGCCUUGAGGCUGGGAUUCAAGGGUCCCAGAACUGCAGCUGAACCCAUGGAAAAGCUGGAUUCUCCAUUCUCCUGCCUUAUGUAUGAACACCACGGAUCCGGCUGCCAGCCACUCAUCACUGCCUGGCAAGAAUGGUGGUACAGUGACCUUCCAAAUCCUUGAUGAAACUUCAACACCAUAGGCACUUAAAUAAAGAUCCUUAAAGCAAACAAAAAAUAACCUUU